This is a messenger RNA of Fonsecaea erecta, 1650 nucleotides long. RefSeq lists its product as hypothetical. Gene Ontology annotation, molecular function: chromatin binding; RNA polymerase II complex binding. Gene Ontology annotation, biological process: transcription elongation by RNA polymerase II. Gene Ontology annotation, cellular component: Cdc73/Paf1 complex. The record is from RefSeq and is a predicted model, not a curated record. Bases 1 to 1650 code for a protein of 549 amino acids. NCBI's taxonomy places the organism in Eukaryota, Fungi, Ascomycota, Eurotiomycetes, Chaetothyriales, Herpotrichiellaceae. The transcript is spliced from 2 exons.
AUGGCUGAGACCAAGGGCUUCAAGCAGGACAUGGUCGUUUCGAUCCGAUAUCGAAACGAUCUGCCUCCACCCCCCAUGCCUCCGAAAUUCCUCGAUAUUGACACCGGCGGUCUGGCUCAAUAUCUUACCACGAGUUAUGCAUCGGGCCUGGCAAAGCGAGAAGAACCAAAUAUCGAAGUGGACGCAGAAGGUGGCAUGCCUAUCGACAUGAUCGGUGUCCCAGGCUAUUUUCUCGGCGACGAAAGCGCCAUCAUGGCUCCCGAAGUCCAACCCGUGCUCGACCCGGCCGACCAAGCGUUGCUGAUGUCGCUGGAUCAGCUGAAGAGCCAGGGCGCAAAGAACAACGUCUCGUUUCUACGCAAGACGCAGUACAUGACCUCUUCGCAGAUGGCUCGAGCAAGUGAUGCAUUCAUGCGACCAGGUGCUGCUCGAACGCCAAAACCCCAAGCGCCCAAGGCACCACCCUUGCCUGUGACCCGAGAUGACCCAGAAAAUAUCAAGCGACAGAUUCAAAAAGGCUUCGACCUGGCCUACCCGGACAGCAUCCCCUUCAAUCCCCCUGAGGCGAAAGCGAAUCCUAUCACACCUCAAGAUCGAGAAGCCUGGAGAAAUCCCGUCCAUCCCGACAACCCCAGGCUCAAGCCUGUGGAAUUUUACCCUAUCAUCCCUGAUCUUGAGACGGGCACCGACAUGGCCUCGAAUUGGCAAGCCCUCAAGUUCGACAAGCCACCUUUACCACCAUAUAAAGGCAGAAGAGACGAUCGCAUCGACGUCGGCUUACUGAUGGCCUCAGAAAACGCGGCUCUCAUGCCCGCCUGGCGCGCAGCAAGAGAAGCCUUCGAGAGAGAGCCCGAAAAAUUCGCAGAUCCCGGACCCGAGCCAUACACAUGGUCUCUCUCCGUCCCUAAACACCCCGACUCGACCUCGCGCAUUCGCCAGCUCUUUGACGACUCGAAUCCUCAAAAGGAUGAUCCCGCCCUCAUUGAACCACUUCUCGAAGAAUCCGCCGACGGCUCAUUACGUCUUCCCUUUGAACGUGUCCGUGUCUAUCCAAAAGCCACCCAAGACACGGUCGAUCCUCAUCGCAUCAUGGCACUGUCACUCGUCGACACCAACAAUCUUCCCCGUCAUUCCCGCUUCCGCAAGCAAGGCAACGCUGCAUAUUACUAUCCGAUCCUCGAACGCGUGAAAAUGAGAGCCGAUAGGGGUAAUCUCUCUAAAACCCACCACAACAACGCCGAAGACGACAUCCCCGACCAGGUCAUGGUCCUCUUCAAAGAGCCCAACGCCAAAGAAAAACGCUCACGUGCCGAAUUCAGAGGGGACUACGACCCGUCCUUCAAAGAUGAAUUUGACGAACUGACGCGCGAAGCACGAGCCGAGGAAGAGGCGGAGCAUGCCGAUCUGAUUCUGCAGGAGCAAGGCCCUCUGCACGAAGGGGCACAGGAUGUCAAUAUGGCAGAAGUGGGGGACGGAGAGACGGCGGAGGUGAGCAUGAAUGGCAUUCCUCGCAAAGACCGCGCCGAUGACCGGAAUACGCCUCCUCCACCGAUGAAUGGAAAUGCAGACCGACGGGAUCGAAGCGGAGACGGAGACGCCGAAGCCGAGGACGACGGAUAUGGAGAGGACGAAGACAUGCGGGACGAUUAA